CACCUCCAAACCACGCAGCAAGCCUUUACACCUCACUUAAGAAUAAAGUUCAGCAGCCCAGUUAUGUUUGCUGCCAGCAGCCCAGGGUGCCAGAGUCACCUGUACAAUUCCAUACGUUCAUAUCUCCACAAUCAGAACAGAGCACAGCCCAUUAUUGGUCUGAACUCCAUCACAGAGGUUUUGGCGUAUAACCAGCCUGCAUUGUACUUUUGUGAUGUCUGCGUUUUGAGAAUAACCAAGGCUGAUAUCAGGAACCACAUCAUGGGCAGCAUCCACAGAUACAAUUACAUUAAAUCUCAUCAUGCACAUGGGUGGACGUCUGAUACAGACCUGACUCUUUUGGCUCGCCCUUUAAUGGAUAUUGCAAAAAAGGUUGAAAAGAAGGAGGGAACAGGUGAUAUACAGGUUCUGAGUGUGGAUGAAGUCAUCUUCAAGGAGAUGGAAUCAUUGCCUGUCCCUAAUGCCUUUGCUCAGAUGAAGAAGAUCAAGGAUCAGCGAAACUCUAACGCACCUAAUUUGCUUGUUCACAACAGCCCGUCUGAAGGUAAAGAAACCAGUGCUCAAGAGCAGCAAGACUCUGACAAUAUGAAUGGGACUGCACAACGUUCAACUUUAGGAUGUCUGGUCCCAACACAGUGUGUAUCUACGACACCAUUGAGGUCAAAGUGUUCAAGUUUGAUUGAACCCCAACAAGUCUCAACCAAUCCAACACCAAAUCCAUCUCUCUAUAGAACCGCAGGUCCUGUCAAACCAUUAUUCACAUGCCAGGAUAUAUCUACACCUCAGAGUCUAGUGGAUUCUCAUGUUUCAUCUAGAAUACCUUUUCUAGAAAGCUCCCCAGCUCCAGUCAUCAGCCAACACAUAAAUCAGUAUCAACCAAUCCCAGGCAGAAGCCUUCAAAGCUUCAUAAUGCCAUCUGAAAACCAGUGUUAUACUGAAUCAAGGACAAUCUCUGUUGUAAGACCACCAAGACAGUAUAUCCCCAUCAGAGUUCACUGCCAGAAUGAUAUUGUGCAUGCUGAUGAAGAUGAUGGGAACAGUUCUGUCCAGUCAUUUGGAGUUAGCUAUGAAUCAUAUCCAAUGCACCUGGCCCAAACCAUUCCGUAUAAUAUCCAGAGGCAAACUCCAUCUCUUUCAGUGAGCCACAUCAUGGUACCAGAGUUAACCCAGGAUCUAUCAAACAGGCAUGGAUUUUUCAGGAUGGAAAGCUCACCUGUUAGUCCAGAGCCUGUCAGAGACGUGGAGAUCGUUAUCAAGCAGAUAAGAACCCAAAUGAUAACAGAAGCACUGGAACCGGCUACAACGCAUGAUUUAAGUCUGUCUGAGUCUAAUUUAGAAGAACCAGUCAACACCAGCUGGGACGUACAUGAGGAGCCUCAAUCAGACACCUUGGCAGAAGAAAACACCUUUGUGUUCUCACAAAGUCCAAUUGCCCAGUCUCCUCUUUCUCAGACUCAAAGUCCAUCUGAUCAGUUUCAAUCAAUAGAAGAUUUUCUGGAAAACUACAAUGGUCGAAAGCCUCUUAUCGGUCUACAAGCUGUUAUUAAGUGCCAGAGCGUGGAUGGGAAUCCACCUCCAUGCUGUUACCUGUGUCAGCUGUGCUCUUUGAAGCUGAAGAAGAAAAAAAUAUUCAGCCAUCUGACUGGCUGUGAUCACCAGCGAAACUACUUGAAAGCUCUCCAUCCACAGCUCUUGCCUAAAAAACGUAAACACUGCAACACAAAUGAGAUGCUUGAGGAUAUUGCUAUCCAGCUGGAGAAAGAGGAUGGAAGAGGACAUAUAAAGGUGAUGAGGUUGUCUGCAUGUCUCAUUAGUGAGGUACUGGAAAAGGAUUAUCAUUGGUGCAUGAGGGUGUUGAACUGUGGAGCCGAUGUGGGGUGGAGAUCAGGUCUGUUGUCUUUCAAGAAAGGAACUAGCAACACCACAGGUCCCAGACAGACUCUUAAACGUCUAGCACAGGCUAUGCUGCCCCCUUCUGAUGCACAGACUUUAAUAGCUCCAACUCAUCAGAUGUCCAAAAAAAUGAAGAAGGGUCAUCCUAAGAAAGUAGUAUGUACAAACAAAGUUAAGGAGCCUGUGUUUAAGGUAAGCCUGUCACUGCAGGAGGGACCUGUUAUCAUUGAGAGAACAUCUCUAAGAGAGACAACCACAGUGGCACCUGAGAUCGAAGACCGAAGCCCUGCAACCACAUGCACAGACAAUGAUGCACCGCCUUUAGCAGCUAACACACAUUCUGAAGUUCAAAUGAGCUUUCACAGCUGUACGUAUGAGAAACAGUUCACAAAUCCUGCUCAUUAUGCAUAUUCAGGGCAGUUUGACCAGUCUCAAGUUAUUCAAUAUCUCGAGCCUAAUCUCAGACCUAGGGACUGUGGUCCAGUGGAUGAGGUGGUCAGUGUCACGUAUGCUGAUUGGCCGCUGCAGGACUGGUCCUGUUCAAACAACCAGUGGAUUGUAAUGAGGCAAAACAGGGAUGGAAGUGAUUAUUCUGAGUGUGCAAGUUACAUGCAGUACUGAUGAGAAUGAGUCUUGAAGCAUCAACAAAUAAUAGUUUGAGCACUUUUUUGAGAAGAUGUUGAGAAAUGAUUUAGCAUCGAAUUGGUUUCUUUUUUUUUUUUUUUUUACUAUUACAAUAUUUUUCUGUAUUUUUUUUUUUUUACAGCCAUGUCUCUAAAGCUGGUAAGAGGUGGUACCAUUACUGAAUUAUUAAAUCAUUUUUUAUUUUGUGAGCUCCAAAAACUUCUACAUUAUAUAUAGAUAUUGCUUGUUCAUAUCUUUAGUAUUGCAGAACAAUACACUGAAUUUGUAUGCUUUAAUUUUUUUUUACUUAUUGUUUUUUUCAUCAGUAUUAUUCAUUUAACUUCAUCUUCCAUCAAAAAUACAUUAUAUGUUAGUUACUUCCUGCUUUGGCUAUAUAUAUAUAUAUAUAUAUAUAUAUAUAUAUAUAUAUAUAUAUAUAUAUAUGCAUGUAUGUGUCUCUGUGUGUGUGUGUGUGUGUGUAUGUAUAUAUAUAUAUAUAUAUAUAUAUAUAUAUAUAUAUAAUUCAAAAUACAUUCAAAAGAGCAUUGCUGUGUUCCACUUAACAGACAUAAAUAUUUUCUGUAACUAGUAAAUAUAUAUAUAUCUGUUAACUUGGAAUCAGUAACAUUAACUUUGAAUUCAUAUUGAACAACAGAUUUAUUGUUUUCUGGUAUACUGGCCUGUGUCAUAGCUGAGGUCAGCAAGAAAUACAAGCACAUGCAUAUAUUACUGACUUCACAAGAAGGGUACCUCUCAGAUUUAAGGAAAAAAGAUUUAUAGACAUUCAUAAACUUAAUAGUUUGUUGUUUAAGUUAUACAUCUGAAAUGUAUUGACUUUGUUUCAAAUGUAUGCUGUAGGACCCAAAAAAGAAUGUCUAUCUGGUUUGAAACUACAAAACUACUUUUUUGUUAAUGUUUUUUUUUUUAAUGUUAGUGUUAUCGAUAAUUAAUAUUCUUGUGAUCAAGUUGUAGUAUUGAUUUAGGGAGAUAUUCAGCAGUGUUGACUAUUUGGUUCUGUUUAAUCCAACAAUGCUUUUGUCCUUAACAAGCAUUACCUUUUUAUGAUGUUUUGCUCAUUUUGUUUCUUUCACUUCAUGAUGUAUAAGUUAGUAUUGUUGUUAGGCCAACAUUUUGUCAGUAUUUCUUAAUUUGUGUCAUGGCUGUAAGAAUUGAAUAUAAAGUUCUUAUCACAAGUGUUGAUAUAAAAAUCA
Messenger RNA from Carassius gibelio (silver crucian carp), 3728 nucleotides. RefSeq lists its product as uncharacterized. The transcript has 14 exons. The record is from RefSeq and is a predicted model, not a curated record. The coding region runs from base 64 to 2514 and encodes 816 amino acids. NCBI's taxonomy places the organism in Eukaryota, Metazoa, Chordata, Actinopteri, Cypriniformes, Cyprinidae.